UUCAGUGCGCCACACACACAGGGAGCGAGCACAUACAAACGCUACAGCUGACAGCGAAUGUUCUCGCGCGCUCACGGGCUACUUUCAAAUUUCAAAAACAUAAUUUAAAGUUAAACGUUCUUUGUCGGGAUGCGUCAUUGUUACUGUAUCCGUUUGUCGGCGCUUUGAUCAGCACCGAGCCCGAGAUACGUCCACUUAACGGCUGUCCUGCUCACUUUAACAUCAGCACAGAGGAUGGAGCGGCAACUUUUCUGAACACAACCCUGAUUUUUAUUUGUCUCGGCUUUAGAUAUGAGCUGACAGGUGAACGCAUAAAAGCAGAAGUACAACGACAAUCAGCCCUCAGUCAAAGGGGCCGUUACACGUACACAUCAGGUAACAAGUCAAGGACACAUCAACUAUCCUCAGAAUAGUCAUGGCUGCUUACGGACAGACGCAGUACAGUCCUGCAUUACAAUCGGCCGGCCCGUACUCACCGUACACACAUCACACACAGAGCUACAGCAUGACACCAUACAAUAUUAAAACAGAGGACGGUUUGAGUCAUUCACCUGGUCAGAGCAGUCUACUUGGCUACACGUCAAACUUCAGCGGCAGUCCUCCCAGUCAAGCCCUGUACAGUUACUCACACGGCGGCAGCAUUUCUUCUGGAAUUUUCCAGGGUGCAAACGGCAUCACGGGCUCAACGCCAUUCAGUCCCACACAGCAGGACUUCUCAACAUAUUCUAGCUACAGCCAAAAUCAAUAUUCACCAUACUACAACACGCACUACAACAGCCCGUACAUUACAGCCAGCAAUAUCACGCCAUCGGCAAUCACCACAGCGAUACCCUAUCAGCACACAGAGCAUCCUGCUGUAUCGACCAAUCACAGCCCAGAGUCCCAAACAGGAGACUACCACGCUCCCACGAGUCCCCCAACUCCAGGAAAAGAGCAGGAAAGCGGUCCGGCUCGACGCAGCUCAGACGGAAAGUUGAGAGGCAGGAAGCGGGCGGGUGACCCUGUACCCCCUCUGGACUCUGACAUUGAGAGAGUGUUUAUCUGGGACCUGGAUGAAACCAUCAUCAUUUUCCACUCGUUACUCACAGGGACAUUUUCAACACGCUUCGGCAAGGACUCUGCCAAGGCUGUUUCUCUGGGGCUUUGGAUGGAAGAGAUGAUCUUCAACUUGGCUGAUUCGCGACUGUUUUUCAACGACCUGGAGGAAUGCGACCAAAUUCACAUCGAUGAUGUCGCCUCGGAUGACAAUGGCCAGGACUUGAGCACGUAUAACUUUGGCACAGACGGCUUCCAAACGGCAGCGGGUGGUGGCACGCUCUGCCUGGGUUCGGGUGUUCAUGGUGGAGUUGACUGGAUGAGGAAACUCGCCUUCCGCUACCGACACGUGAAAGAGAUCUACAACAUCUACAAGAACAAUGUAGGAGGUUUGUUGGGCAGCCCAAAGCGAGAGGAGUGGCUUCAGCUGAGGCGGGAAAUGGAAGUUCUGACAGACCUCUGGUUGACUCAAGCACUGAAGGCUCUCGCGCUCAUCAACUCCAGACCAAACUGUGUAAAUGUGUUGGUAACCACCACACAACUGAUUCCAGCACUCUCUAAAGUUCUGCUCUAUGGCCUCGGAGGAGCGUUUCCCAUCGAGAACAUCUACAGCGCCACCAAAACAGGUAAAGAGAGCUGCUUUGAGCGAGUGACUCAGAGGUUUGGUCGGCGAGCCGUGUAUGUGGUUGUAGGAGAUGGCGUGGAGGAGGAAACUGUGGCAAAGAAGAAGAACAUGCCAUUCUGGAGAGUCACAUGCAGAGCAGACCUGGAGGCCUUAAGUCAUGCACUUGAGCUGGAUUACCUCUAGAGAGCAGUGCCUGUCUUCCUCCACACCUCAGACACGAACGGUCCACAGGAAUCACAUGACCAAGCCAAGAACUGCAGGACCGGUCAGCAGGAAACAGCAAUCUUAUAGGAAAUGUUUGCGUCAGAUCAAUCCAAGAAAAACAUUUUCAUUCUUUUCUCGUGCUCCACCUCAGACUAAAGUCUCGAUUCUUUGAUUUACUUUUUUUCCUGUACCACAGCACUGCACUGAAGGCAAAGACCCAUCAAAGAUUUGUCGUGAAGGUAUGAGUCGUAGCAUUUGGGCUGUGUUCGGAAUAGCAUACUACCGUACUAUUCAUACUAUUUCUUCACUAUGCAUGUGUAUUGUUCAAACUGGUAAGUUUAAACAUUUUUACACUAAGCUGGACGAAAAAUGCUGAAUAACCAUGUUUGUGUCUGAGAUGAUAACUGCACACCUCUCACGUUAUGAGGUCAUGUGACAACAGUGUAGCAUACUACCAUUUGAAAUGUUUGUUGCAUAUUGUGUAACUGCUCACGUUGCAUUUGCUUCUUUAAAUUAAGCAGUGCACCGUAUAUACCGGUCAGUAUGUAGUAAUAAGUACUGUAUGUAGUAUUCCGAACAUAGCGUAGUAAUAUCAAAGACACCAAAAGAUUUUAAAGGUGUGAAGAUUUACAUAAAAUAAAGGAAAUAUCACAAAAUCAAAACAAAAAAAAAAACACACACACACACAAAACAAGUUUGAGAAAAAAUGAAGCUGAUAAUUAAAAAAACUAAAUUACAAUUAUUAUAAAUGAUAUUAAUAUUUCAGUAUAAAAAUUGUUCCAGAUUGAUCGAAGAUCGCAUCGUACAUAAAAAUCGAUCAAUAAAUAUUUACUAAUUUGGAAUGAAUAAAAAGGAAGAUUUUAUUGUGCUAAAAUGAGAAAAACUAACCCCACACCUACAAUGUAAAUUCACUUAUUUUAAUGCAAACGAAUAAAUAAAAAAGACGAACUGACCAUGAAAUAUGCCAAAGUAGCAACAUAUAAUGCUACUGGUACUAAAAGAAAAUUAUUUUAUUAAAUUAUGAAUUUCACCUGUCUAUUAACUGUCCUCAAAUGUCUCUGGUAUGUGCCUUGAACACCAUGUGGCUUGUUACUGAAUGUAUAUUUGAUUUCUGUUUCUUUCUCUUUGCUGGAGUUUAUAUACUGUAUACUGAUCAUUCUAGGACUAGCAUGUGCUCUUCUCACAACCUGUUCUCUUUGCUAUGAUUUGUAUAUAAGGUUUUAUUGAUGUUUCUGGGCUUAUUAUAAUAGAAUAAAGAUAAAUUAAUUUCAUUCUCCAGUCAUUCUUCAAGCUGUACAGUUUGAUGAGCAGUUUUAUACCACAACAUUGUUCACUUCUGGAUUCUUAUUGGUUGACAGACAAGAAAACUGUAGAUAAACUUGAGAUAAAGGCAUUAUAGAUGUGUACAUUGUACAUACUCAUUUAGAAAGUAGUUCUGAAUAACAGGAAUGACCCGGGAAUGUUUUAUUGACCAACAGUGUUUGCAAUGUUUAUGUUACAGAGCCAUCCUGUGGCCAAAAUGAAAUCCACAAUACCAGUGACAAUGCUGAAAAUAAGAAAAAGAAAAAUAUUUUAUGGUCAGACAUACAAAAUAUAAGUAAUAAGUAAUUGCAAUAAACACAUAAACAUGCUAUACUGUAUCUAGAUAGCCUCAGAGAAUAUAUCAGCAUGUGAUUUGGACAUGUGUUAUCAUGCAAUAACGUUACGUAAAAUACAUCCUGCUUCCUACGUCAACCCACAAGUGAUAGUCACAUAUUUCUCUAAAUUCUGACUGUUUACUUUAGGCUGUAUUUGAGAAAAACACUUAAAGGGAUAGUCCACCCGAAAAUGUAAAUUCUCGUUUUCUCACCUUAAUGCCAUCCCAGAUGUGUAUGACUUUCUUUCUUCUUUUUUAGACUUUUAGAAGAAUAUUUCAGCUCUCUAGGUCCAUACAAUGCAAGUGAGUGGUGGCCAGAACUUUGAAGCUCCAAAAAGCACAGAAAGGCAGCAUAAAAGUAAUCCAUACGACUAAGUGGUUUAAUCCAUGUCUUUUGAAGUAAUAAAAAAAGUCAUUUUUACUAUCAAUCUCCACUUUCACAUUCUUCUUUUUGUGUUUUUGGCGAUUUGUGUUCUACGUGCAUAUCGCCACCUACUGGAUAGGAAGAAGAAUUUAUUGCAAAUAAGGAUUUAAAUAUUGAUCUGUUUAUCACCCACACUUCUCAUAUCACUUUUGAAGAUAUCGAUUAAAUCAUUGGAGACUUUUAUGCUGCCUUUAUGUGCUUUUUGGAGAUUCAAAGUUUUGAACACCAUUCACUUGCAUUGUAUAAACCUACAGAGCUGAAAUAUUCUUCAUAAAAUCUAAAUUCGUGUUCAGCAGAAGAAAGAAAGUCAUACACAGCUGGGAUGAGGGCGGGUAAAUGGUGAGAAUUUUCAUUUUGGGGUGAACUGUCCCUUUAAGUUGUAUCAUCUAAGAGGUUCUUCAGUAUCAGAUUAUACAGUAGCAGGUCUAAAGAUACCAAGGAUAAUCAAUCUGAUAAUAAGUAACCUCUUAACCAUCUUUAGCAGGGCGAAUUGUUUAUUACAUUUUUACAAAUAAUUUAGUGUCCCCCUAAAAGUAUCAAAAAGAGUUUUUUAAAUGUCUAUAUCUUCAUGUCAAAAUAAACUUUGCCUCCAAAAGGGCAGCAUGGAAACAAUGAAAGCUUUUGCUGUGUUCAAAAUUAAAUAAUAGCAUAAUGCAUCCUACAUAGUAUACACUAGAGUUGCCUACUAUUUUUCAAAAUAGUAUGUGAAGCAUUCCAUUAGAAAUGGAAGGUCAAACGAACACUUAAAGUAUGCUUUGGUUGCAAACUGGUUGUAGUGAAAGGUUCCCUGUGAUUUAGGGAAAUUUGCAUACUGCAGGAAUAGAAAGAGUAGUAUGUAAGUGUGCUGUUUGGAACACAGCCAAGCCCAUAAGCCUUGCAUAUCAGUGCUGCCAUCUAGUGGAACUUUACUGCAAUCACACCAACUAUUGACUCACGUUAUUUGAUUUUUUUAUGGUCCUUGACCCCUGGCUCUUUUUCCAGAAGUCUGCACAUCUUGUCAAUUGCAUUUUCACCUUGAAUCUGUGCCACAUAGUACACACACAACAUAACACAACCCGCCCCCGAUCACAGAGUUUGUGUGUUCAACACUUAUUUGAUCAGGGUCUGUUGACAGAUAAUUGCUGAUGCUCAUACAGCAAUGUUUGGAUGAGUGACUCGAGGGCUCAAUGGCCUCUGUGACCCACGGCAGCACUCGUUUGAUUAAUGCGUUCAAUAAGUGAGUGAGUUUGAUCUAAAGCAAAUGUCAAUGACUCACCUCGCCAGUUUGUUUUUCAAAUGAAGGUGUCGUGGAGUUCAGCGGGGUUAUCCUGUGAUGUUAAAACCCAUUAUUUGGCUUGUAAUAUCUGGCUUGUGUAAUAUCUCCCUCCAUAUAAUAUCAGCAAAGGGAAACUGUACAGGACAUACCUGAAAAUUGUGAUUAAAUCAAAAACAACAGAUCACCACACACAUCUGAUAAAGCUGGGAAUGAAAAUGGAAACAUGUUUUAUAUUAUAGAAAUGGUCUCCUUUUCCCAGUUAAAGAAUUUCCAACAUUUAACAUUAUUUAAUUACAUGUAAUUCAAUGGGGGGUUUUUUGGCAGGUAGUUUGUUGUAGAAUUGUUGGCUACUAGAAUGUA
Xyrauchen texanus (razorback sucker) is the source of this 5539-nucleotide messenger RNA. RefSeq names its product eyes absent homolog 2-like. The record is from RefSeq and is a predicted model, not a curated record. Gene Ontology annotation, biological process: positive regulation of DNA repair; negative regulation of extrinsic apoptotic signaling pathway in absence of ligand; multicellular organism development. The transcript has 16 exons. Gene Ontology annotation, cellular component: nucleus. Gene Ontology annotation, molecular function: protein tyrosine phosphatase activity. The coding region runs from base 416 to 1843 and encodes 475 amino acids. Lineage: Eukaryota; Metazoa; Chordata; Actinopteri; Cypriniformes; Catostomidae.